UGGUAUGUGGCCUCUUUGGUCCACAUGCCCGCCUGGGUGGCAAAGGAGCUCUCUUCCUUAGUCUUCUCUUUUUUCUGGUCCGGCAAGCGGGAGCUCGUCUCUCGCUCUGUUGUCUGUCAGCCCUCUCUUUUUGGUGGAUUCUCAGUUGUUAGUGUGCAGUUCAAGGUGUGGGCCCUUCUCGGCCAGUGGGUGAGGAGGUUUGCCUCCUCCUCCGCUGGUUGGUCCUCAUUCAUGUCUUUCUGGUUUAUGUCGUCUUUUGGUGUUUUGCCCUCUGUCGUUUUUUCCAGGCCAUUUUCUUUUGAUCCCAGGGUUUUGCCGCCUUUCUAUUCCUCUCUUCUUUUGGCUUGGCGAGGCCUCAAUGGUUCCUUUGCCACGGCCUGUAACUCUCUCGUCUUCGGCUCGUCCUGCCCUCUUUUCUGCUGUCCUGUGGCCGAUAUGUCCACAAAGAGUUGCUAUUUGUACCUUCUUUCCGAGAACAUGGUUCCGCCGCAUUGUGUCGCUAAGUUUUCCCUGAUGUUCGGUUCGCUUGAUUGGCCAUCCACGUGGCGCUCGCUGACCUUUUUUGACCUCGACCGUCAAGUUACCGAUCUAUGUUGGAAGAUUGCACACGGCGUCUUAUACACCGCACAGCGUCUUGUUUCUUUCGGAUUGUCAGUUCCCCCCUCUUGUUUUUGUGGGUCUCCUGUUGAGUCGCUGGAACAUUUGUUCUUUUACUGUCCCCUUGCUCAGAGUGUUCUCUCCUGGCUCCAGUCACUGUUGUUCAGUUUUUCCUUCAUGUGUCCUGCUCUUCUUUGCCGACAUGUUCUCUUCGGCUUCAGCUCUGAUGAGCUGGUUGUCACCCCCCGGGUCUUUGUGUAUUUGUUGAACCUCUGUAAAUAUUUCAUCUGGCAUUCCCGGAAUGACUUCCGUUUCCGUGCUGUUCGUCCUGGCGCUGCUGCGGUGAUCGCUAGGGUAAAAUCUCGUUUGAGAUUCCAUCUGCCCAUCUUUUUUAAGCGAUUUCAGUCUGCUCGCCGUCGUCGCUUCUUCCACCGUCAGUGGGGCGCCCGUGGUGUCGUCGCCACUGUCUCUGAUGGUCAUCUUUCCCUUGUCCUUUAA
This is a messenger RNA of Pocillopora damicornis (cauliflower coral), 1095 nucleotides long. RefSeq lists its product as uncharacterized. The record is from RefSeq and is a predicted model, not a curated record. NCBI's taxonomy places the organism in Eukaryota, Metazoa, Cnidaria, Anthozoa, Scleractinia, Pocilloporidae.